Molecule: messenger RNA, 5483 nt
Organism: Cornus florida
Lineage: Eukaryota; Viridiplantae; Streptophyta; Magnoliopsida; Cornales; Cornaceae
Product: putative disease resistance protein At5g05400
Exons: 9
Coding region: 665-5131 (1488 amino acids)
Molecular function (GO): ADP binding
Source: RefSeq, a predicted model, not a curated record
CUUUGGUGGGUGGCAUGAUUGUCAUCCAGUACAGUGACAAAUUGAAAGUUUUAAUUGAAAGAGAUAAAGGAGAGAGAGAGGCCAAUAAUUGAAAGCACUUUAGAAAAAGUUAAAAAGAGAGAGAGAAAGGAGAGGGGCAAUUAAUGAUAGAAAGCACUUUAAAAAAAGUAGUCCCUAGAUGCAAUCUUCCUUCACAGCAUAUUCGAUAUUCAUCUGCUGCGUUGAGUUUUCUGUGUGUUUGUGAUUCAUCUCCGGUUUAAAACCAGACUUGGUUGCAUCUCUGUUUCUACAAAUUUAUAAGCUUCGCUUCUUAGAGACAAGCACAGCCUGAUUUCAUCUUCAUUUUCCAUAGCAUAUUCGAUCUUCAUCUGCUGCGUUGAGUUUUGUGGUGUAAUUGGGACACAGUAGUAGCUAGAUUUCAUAUUCGAUCUGCUGCGUUGAGUUUUGUGUGUGUUUGUGAUCCAUCUCCGGUUGCAUGCAUCUCUGUUUCUACAAAUUUAUAAGCUUCUCUUCUUAGAGACAAGCACAGCCUGAUUUCAUAAUCAUUUUCCAUACCAUAUUCCAUCUUCAUCUGCUACGUUGUGUGUUUAAAACCAGACUUGGUUGUAUCUCUGUUUCUACAAAUUUAUAAGCUUCGCUUCUUAGAGGGAAAAAAGAGUUGAAAAUGGAAGUCAUUGCUGCUGCGGUGGGAAAGGUGGUAGAGGUACUUACAGGCCGCUUUUUGGCAUUCAUGGGCCGCCAAAUUGGUUAUGUGGUUCACUACAAGAAAAAUAUCGAGGAUCUCGAUGCUCAAGUCAAGAAUCUUGGAGGCGUGAAGGAGAGGAUCCAAGGAAAAGUUGAAACAGCCGAAAACAAUGGAGAAGUCAUUGAGAAAGACGUUUUGAAUUGGCUAACGGAUGUGAAUAAAAAGGAGGAAGACCUGAACAGAUUAUUGGCAAACAAUGGAAACAUCAAGUCAUGUUUUGAUGUUGGUUCAAGGUAUCGGCUUGGUAAGGAAGGUAAAAAGAAGUUGUCUGAUGUUUUGGGGCUUAUAGAGCAAGCCAACAAGUUUGAUACUGUUGGACGCCAUGCUCCUUCGGGUGAUAUUUGGUACACAGCUACCACGAAAUUUGAGCAGUUUGAAUCCAGAGAAUGUGUUCGUAAACAGAUCAUACAUGCGUUGAAAAAUGAUAAGAUUUACAAAAUCGGAAUACAUGGCAUGGGAGGUAGUGGCAAGACGAGAAUGGCAGAAGAAAUUGCCAAACAUGCUAAAACAGAGAAGCUUUUUGAUGAGGUCGCCAAGGCAGUCUUCUCCCAAAAUCCAGAUUUGAAAAGAAUUCAAGAAGAGCUUGCAGACUGUUUAGAACUUUCAUUCAAAAAAAAUACUGAAGUUGGGAGAAAGGGGGAGCUGUGCAACAGACUGAAAAAUGGGAAAAAAAUUCUUGUAAUAAUUGAUGACAUUUGGAAUGACAAAAUUAACCUGGAGGAAAUAGGAAUCCCAUCUAGCGAUAAUCAUAUCAAAGUUUUGCUAACCUCUAGGGAAGAAGAUGUGUUCAGUCGGAUGGGGGUUCAAGAAAACAUCCCAAUUGGGCUUCUACAGGAACGUGAAGCAUGGUACCUGUUUAGGAAAACAGUUGGAGAUUUUAUUGAAACUUCUCCUGAAGUUUAUUCUGUUGCGGAAGAAGUGUGUAGAGAAUGUGGUUGUUUACCAUUGGCAAUACUUGUAGUUGGAGCAGCACUAAGGGAACAGAAACAAAAGCAUACAUGGGAUGAUGCACGUGUACAAUUGAGAAAUUGCAGGGGAGAAAACAUCAAGGGAGUGACCAAGGAGUUGUAUUCACGCAUAAAGUGGAGCUACGAGUUUCUAGAGCACACAGAUGCUAGGUCAUGCUUUCUGCACUGUUCUUUGUUUCCAGAGGAUGCUGAGAUUCCAAUUGAUGACUUGGUGAUAUAUGGAGUGGGAACGAGGUUUCUUUUAGACAGCUCACAUCCAAUGAAAACAGCAAGAGAUAGAACAAGUGUGUUGGUUGAUAACCUGAAGAAAUCUCAUUUGCUAUUAGAAGGUAAAAGCAACGACUUUGUUAAAAUGCACGACAUCAUUCGAGAUGUUGCCAUCUCAAUUGCAUCAAAAGAAAAAGGAUUUCUGGCAAAAACAGAUGUCCGAGAGUGGCCAGAGAAAAAUGAAUAUGAAUCCUGCAGGGUAAUUUCAUUGAGGUCCAAACAAAUUUGUAAGCUUCACUGUGAAUUACAAUGUGCAGAAUUACGCACCUUGGUAUUGGAAUGCAACACCUAUCGUAAACCUCAAGUUCCAGAUAAUUUUUUUAAAGGGAUGAAAAAGCUAGAAGUUUUAGAUUUGUGUUCCGUGCGGCUGUCAUCAUCACCUUUAAAUCUGAUCAACCUUCGGAUGUUGCGACUCUAUAACUGUGAACUGCAGAACCUAGAUUUUCUCAAGGAACUAAGAAAUCUUUUGAUACUAAGCAUUGUUGAUUCUGAUCUGAAAGAGGUGGCUGUGGAAGUAGGGCAGUUGACUAACUUGCGGUGGUUGGAUUUGAGCCGUUGUGAAAACAUCAAGAUCAUUCCAUCAGGUGUCAUAGAAAGUCUAUCCAAAAUUGAGGAACUGUACAUUCCAUAUGAUUUUGGGGAAUGGAAGGGUGAAGGGUAUGCAAGUCUUGAUGAGCUUAAUUCAUUGACAUGCUUAACCACUUUACAAAUUCACAUAGGAGAUGGCAUGCUACUGCCCAAUGAGCACUGCUUUAAUUCCUUAAACAGAUUCAAAAUAUCAGUUGGGAGGACUCAGGGUUUUCGGUUUUAUGAAGAAGAAUUAGGAGCACGAGUGUUGAAACUUGAUGAUAUUAGUAUGAGGAAGGAGUUCAAUAUUUUGAUUGAGAAUGCGGAAGCACUUUUUUUACAGAAUGUGGAAGGUUUAAAGAAUGUGCUUCAAUGUGGAGAUGGAAAAGGGUUUCUGGAUUUGAAAUAUCUUAGAAUCGAGGACUCUAGUGACAUGGAACAUCUACUUGGCAGUCCAAAAUGGAAUUUUCAAAGUCACGGUGCUUUCAACAAAUUAAGUGUGUUAGAUAUUAGACGUUGUAGAAUGAAAUUUCUCUUCCACGUAUCCACGGCAAGAGCUCUUCUACAACUCCAAGAAUUACAAAUACAGGAAUGCGAAAUCAUGGAAGAAAUAAUUCUAGAUGAUGAUGAGGAAGUAAUGAAUAAUGUUACUUUUCAUCAAUUAAAGAAAAUGGAGUUGUACGGACUACCAAACCUCGUAAGCAUAUGCUGCACCAAUAGGAAGAAAACGUCAAGCACGGAUUGCAAUACUUCCGACCUUGCACAAGCUUUCUUUAAUGAAAAGGUUUCAUUCCCUGCAUUGGAGGAACUAAAGAUAAGCGAAUUGGAAAGCAUUACAUGGAUAUGGGAUAACCAAUUAUUCCUAGCUUCGGAAGUAAAAGAAGAAUCAUCCUUCCAGCAGCUGAGGGAGAUAGAGAUAGAAAGAUGUCAGAAACUGGUGAAUGUGAUACCCUCCAAUUUGAUUCCAAGGUUACAGAAUUUGGAAACGGUCGAAAUUAAAGGGUGUGAGUCGGUGGUGUCAGCAGUCGAAGUGCUUACUAUUGAAAAUGGGUCUGCAACAUCAAUGGAACUACCUCAGUUAAAAUCAAUGAUUCUUAGGUCACUACCUAAGCUGAUGCCCCUGGGUUUGAACAGAAAGGAGCAUUCUGAUCACACACCUAACAUUGGUGCCUAUUCAAACCUAACAUCUCUUAACAUUAUAGACUGUCAUAGUUUGAGAAAUGUAUUCUCAUCAUCUAUGGCAAGAGAUCUUGGGCAGCUACAAGAUUUGAUAGUAAUGGACUGUGAGGAUAUAGAAGAGAUAAUUGCAAUUGAAACAGGAGAAGGGAAAGAUGAGGUAGUGGAUGAGGAGAUCAUUGUUUUCCCUCAAUUAAAGAAAAUGGAUCUUAUAAAGUUACCAAAUCUCAAAAGUUUCUGUGGACCCAAGAAAGAAGCAGUGGAGGAUGACAAAAUUUCCCAACUACAAUCCCUCUUCAAUUACAAGGUCAAGUUCCCUUGUUUGGAGAGCUUCGAGUAUAAAGGAUGUAAAAACAAUGUGAAGGAGAUAUGGGACGGCACGGUUCCAACAGAUGCUGUUUGUAAACUAAGAGUGUUGGAAGUGCGUGAUUGUAAUGAACUGUUAAGUGUUGCUCCAUCAAAAUUGCUUGGAAGUUUCCACAACCUAGAAGAACUUAGCAUAUUAUGGUGUUACUCCUUGGAAGAGGUAUUUAAGGUUGAAGGAGGGUCAAAUGCCAAGGAAGGAAUGGUUGCAAGAGAUACAGAUAUAGAAAAAGACUCGGAGGACAAUCUUGUGUUCCCUCAAUUGAAAUCUAUAAGGUUCAUGUUUUUGCCACAGCUGAGGAUUUUUUACCGGAGGAGUCGCAUUUAUGAAUUGCCAUCCUUAAAACAUAUGGGAAUAUUUAAGUGUCUCAAAUUGGAAAUGUUUCCUUGCCGAGUCACUGCCCCCUUACAAUCAUUCUCUAAGGAAAAGGUUGCUUUUCCUGUCUUGGAGGAUUUGCAGCUCUCGGAUGGGAGCAUCUUUGAAGAUAUUAGGUAUGGCCGUGUCCCAGCAGCCUCAUUUAGCAAAGUAAGAGAGCUGGAGCUGAAUAACUGCAGCGUGCUUAAAGACAUUCCUACCCUGCUGCUACAGAGGUUUGAAGCUGUUGAAAAACUCAGUGUGUGGGGUUGUGAUUCAUUACAAGUUCUCUUCAGCCUUGAAGGACUUGAAGACAUCAAAAGAGAAGCCCCUCAAAUAACAAAGUUGGACCCCUACCACAACCUAACAUCUUUAACAGUUGGAUGUUGCAACAGCCUGAAAUGUUUAUUCUCACUCUCAAUCGCAAGAAAUCUCACAAAUAUUGAACAACUGAGUGUUCGUAGCUGUGAUGCGAUUGAAGAAAUAAUUAAAAAUGAAGAUCAAGGUGAAGAGGAUGGUGCCAUGUAUGAAAUUGUGUUUCCCAAGUUACAGUCUAUGUGCAGCAGCGUGCUCAAGAAAGGAAGGGGAUUGCGAUGUAUAAGGAUGAUGAAGAAACAAGUAUUGGCAAAGAAAAAGAGUCUGGAAACCAUGAUGAAGAAGAUAUUUUGGCAAAUGAGUAAAAUUAAGUGAUCAUUUUUGGACAGGCUAGUAUUUGGAAGUGGAAGUAAUUUUACUACAGUCACCAUCCAAGUGACUGAAGUAAAAAGGUGGCGGAUCCAAUCCUUUGGGUUCUCUCUUGCUACUGCCAAGAAAACAUAAUGGCCUUCAAUUCGAGGGCACCAAAUGCUGAUAUGCAAUUUAUUUGGGGACACCAAAAUUGGAAGUUUCAUAUAUGAUUUAUUGUUUGUUUUCUCCCAUAUUCUUUUUCUGCUCGAGUGUGAAUACCGUUGGUGUGUUUUGCUGAAGAUUGUUUAGCUAUGGUUGAAGUGUAUUUUAUUUAUUUAUUUUGGUAUGGAGUUAUGGUUGAAAUAUGUUUGUGUUA